Artibeus jamaicensis (Jamaican fruit-eating bat) is the source of this 1798-nucleotide messenger RNA. RefSeq names its product dermokine (gene DMKN). The transcript is spliced from 17 exons. The coding region runs from base 136 to 1524 and encodes 462 amino acids. Gene Ontology annotation, biological process: cornified envelope assembly. Lineage: Eukaryota; Metazoa; Chordata; Mammalia; Chiroptera; Phyllostomidae. The record is from RefSeq and is a predicted model, not a curated record.
GGAGAGAGAAGGCUGCAGACCUAGAGGGAGGGAAAACAAGAAGUCAGAAGGAAGAAGAAAACAGAGGAGGGCACACAGACUCAGAGGAAGACAAAGGGCCAACAGAAAGAAACUUCAGUGGGAAGUGAGGCAGAGAUGAAGUUACAGGGGUCCCUGGCCUGCUUCCUGCUGGCCCUGUAUCUGGGCAGUGGGGAGGCUGGCCCAUUGCUAAGUGGAGGGGCAGGUGCUGGAACAGGUAUUGGGGAGGCCAUUGGCCAAGGGGUUGGAGAGGCAGCCAGCUCUGGAAUCAGGGAGGCCAUGGGCCCAGGGAUGGGUGAUGCCUUCGGACACAGGGUCAGUGAGGCCAUCCGCCAGGGUGUUGAGGCAGCAGCCCAUGCUUUUGGAGACACUGGAAGUGAGGCUGGCAGACAGACUGAGAAUAUUAUUCGACAUGGAAUAGAUGCUGCCCACAGCUCUUGGCAAGGGAUGCCCAGCAACAACGGUGCUUGGCCUCCAUCCGGAGGCCGUGGCAUCUUUGGUUCUCAGGGUGGCCUCGGAUCCCACAGCCAGGGCAAUCCUGAAGGUCCAGGGACUCCCUGGGGCCAUGGACACUCUGGAAGCUCAGAUGGCAACUUUGGAACCAACUCUCAGGGAAGCUCCUGGGGCCAGGGGGGCAACGGAGGGCCAUUCGACUCGGGGACCAAUGCUCAGGGAGCUGUGGCUCAACCUGGUUAUGGUUCAGUGAGGGGAAACAGCAACCCAAAUGUGGAGUGCACCAACGCCUCGCCCUCUGGUUCAGGUGGAAGCUCUAGCAACUCUUGGAGUGGCAGCAGCAGCGGCGGGGGCAGCAGUGGCAGCAGCAGCGGCGGCGGCAGCAGUGGCAGCAGCAGCGGCGGGGGCAGCGGCGGGGGCAGCGGCGGGGGCAGCAGCGGCAGCAACAGCGGCGGGGGCAGCGGCGGGGGCAGCAGCGGCAGCAACAGCGGCGGGGGCAGCAGCGGCGGCAGCGGCGGGGGCAGCGGCGGGGGCAGCGGCGGGGGAAGUGGAAAUAAACCUGGCUGUGACAACCCAGGGAAUGAAGUCCGAGUGUCUGGAGGAUCUGGGGGUCAGAACUCCAACACAUCUCCUGGGCUCUUUGACUUCGAAACUUUCUGGAAGAACUUUAAAUCCAAGCUGGGUUUCAUUAACUGGGACGCAAUAAACCAGGGCCAACUCCCAUCUCCCAGCACUCGAGCCCUCCUUUACUUCAGCCGACUUUGGGAGGAUUUCAAACACAACACUCCUUUCUUGAACUGGAAAGCAAUUAUUGAGGGUGUCAAUCCCUCAUCGUCACUCCAGAAGAGGGCAGGCAGUGCUGGUCAGCCUGGGGCAGGAUGGCCAGAAGUACCAGCUGUAACUUCUAAGAACUACAAUUAUAACCAGCAGGCAUAUCCUACUCCCUCUAGUGGGCAAUACUCAGCCAAGAUCCCUGCUAAGGGGGGAGUCACAGUUUCUUCUUCAGCUUCCCGGGCGCAACCUGGCCUGCUGCAGUGGGUGAAGUUUUGGUAGAAAAUUACCCCCUAACAUGCCUGAAGCCCUGAAAAACUUCAGUCUUCAAGGAUACUGACUGCACCCCCCCAGCUCUCCCUCUGUGCCAGACUUGGUCUGGGUGUUGACAUCUGCUCUUUCUAGGUUGGGGAGACAGACCUGGUCUGUCUGUCCCUUGUUUCUUCCCACUCAAUGCGGUGUCUCCUUGACCACCAGCCUCAUCAAAUGAACCAGCCACUUUCUCUACCUACUCCAUUUGUGACCUGAAGUCACUGACAAUCCUUCAGGAGAAGCU